This is a messenger RNA of Apodemus sylvaticus (European woodmouse), 2597 nucleotides long. It is a transcript of the gene Adra2c, whose product is annotated as adrenoceptor alpha 2C. Lineage: Eukaryota; Metazoa; Chordata; Mammalia; Rodentia; Muridae. Gene Ontology annotation, biological process: regulation of vasoconstriction; adenylate cyclase-activating adrenergic receptor signaling pathway; regulation of smooth muscle contraction. The coding region runs from base 778 to 2154 and encodes 458 amino acids. Gene Ontology annotation, molecular function: alpha2-adrenergic receptor activity. The transcript has a single exon. Gene Ontology annotation, cellular component: membrane. The record is from RefSeq and is a predicted model, not a curated record.
CCCCCGGGCCCGCGGCUCGGGCCUGCGGGGCGCCCCGCCCCGCCCCGCUGGGCCCUCCCCGCUGCGCUACUGGACUCAAGUUGGAAGCCGAGCCCCGGCGGCGGCACUUGCGCCGAGCGCUCCGCGGCGGCGGAGACGCUGCACCGGCAAGCGGGGAGGGCGAGCUGGCGCCCGCACGGCCAAACACGGACCUCGGGGGGCGCCCGCACUCGGGAGCUGCAGAAGGACCGCGGGUGUCGGCGCCCAACCCCGCAAAGUAAAGUUGCAGGGACCAGGAAGAACGGCAACCUGCGCCCGGGCUCGCUUAGCCCCAGCCAGCCCGUUGGGAAGCAAAGCGUCCGGGCCGCCGCCUGCAGCCUGCAGCCCAAUCGGGCACCCGGACCGUGGAGCCGCUUGCGUGCACCAGCUUGGACACCGCAUCUCCGUGGGCUGGCGGCCGGGACGCUCCCACUGAACCCAGGCCGAGGGCGGGGCCGCGCGAGGACCCGGGACCUACCCUCCUUCCCCCCCACCGCCGCGUCGCUGCGCUCUCUGGGCACCUCCAGCUCUGCACUUACGCGCGCGGCAGCUGCGGGGAGCCCGGCAGCCACGCUCUCCGGAGCGCCGCCCGCCCGCCGGGCCACCACGGCCGAGGGCCGGCUGCGGGGCUUCGUGGCCCCCAGCCGGCGCGCCGGAGGAGCAGGCGGCGAUGAGGACGCCGACCCUGACUGCGGGGCGCCCGAGCUGCCGAGGCUGCUCCCGGGCUCCUGGCAGGACCGCGUAGCUCUCGGGAGGACCAUGGCGUCCCCAGCGCUGGCCGCGGCGCUGGCGGCGGCGGCGGCUGAGGGCCCCAACGGGAGCGACGCGGGCGAAUGGGGUAGCGGCGGGGGUGCCAACGCCUCGGGGACCGACUGGGGGCCACCGCCGGGCCAGUACUCCGCAGGUGCUGUGGCGGGGCUGGCAGCCGUGGUGGGUUUCCUCAUCGUUUUCACCGUGGUGGGCAACGUGCUCGUGGUGAUCGCUGUGUUGACCAGCCGAGCGCUGCGCGCCCCGCAGAACCUCUUCCUGGUAUCUCUGGCCUCAGCUGACAUCCUAGUGGCCACACUGGUCAUGCCCUUUUCGCUGGCCAAUGAGCUCAUGGCCUACUGGUACUUCGGGCAAGUGUGGUGUGGUGUGUACCUGGCACUGGACGUGCUCUUCUGCACCUCGUCCAUCGUGCACUUGUGUGCCAUUAGUCUGGACCGCUACUGGUCGGUGACGCAAGCGGUAGAGUACAACCUGAAGCGCACGCCGCGCCGUGUCAAGGCCACCAUCGUGGCCGUGUGGCUCAUCUCCGCUGUCAUCUCCUUCCCGCCUCUCGUCUCGUUCUACCGCCGGCCCGACGGCGCCGCCUACCCGCAGUGCGGCCUCAACGAUGAGACCUGGUACAUCUUGUCCUCCUGCAUAGGCUCCUUCUUCGCGCCCUGCCUCAUCAUGGGCCUGGUCUAUGCGCGCAUCUACCGUGUGGCCAAGCUGCGCACGCGUACGCUCAGCGAGAAACGCGGCCCCGCCGGCCCCGACGGCGCGUCCCCGACCACAGAGAAUGGGCUGGGCAAGGCGGCGGGGGAGAAUGGGCAUUGCGCGCCCCCGCGCACUGAAGUGGAGCCGGAUGAGAGCAGUGCGGCGGAGAGGCGGAGGCGCCGGGGCGCGCUGCGCAGAGGAGGACGGCGGCGAGAGGCUGCCGAGGGGGACACGGGCAGUGCGGACGGACCGGGACCGGGACUGGCGGCCGAGCAGGGUGCUCGGACUGCGUCUCGGUCUCCAGGCCCCGGAGGGCGCCUGUCGCGGGCCAGCUCGCGCUCCGUCGAGUUCUUCCUGUCGCGUCGGCGCCGGGCGCGCAGCAGCGUGUGCCGCCGCAAGGUGGCCCAGGCGCGCGAGAAGCGCUUUACCUUCGUGUUGGCGGUGGUCAUGGGCGUGUUCGUACUGUGCUGGUUCCCUUUCUUCUUCAGCUACAGCCUAUAUGGCAUCUGCCGCGAGGCCUGCCAGCUGCCAGAACCGCUCUUUAAGUUUUUCUUCUGGAUCGGCUACUGCAACAGUUCGCUCAACCCGGUCAUCUACACUGUCUUCAAUCAGGACUUCAGACGCUCUUUCAAGCACAUCCUCUUCCGAAGGAGGAGAAGGGGCUUCAGGCAGUGACCCUCUGACUGCCUCAACCUGGACCCACUGACCUCCUGGAUAGCUCCGAACUCGGGUAGACAGAGGGACCAACCAGUGUGGCCUCUCCAGAGUCCCAGGGCGGACUUCAGGGCAGUGUGUGAUGUGGCCAGCAGGAGAGACAACUGGGCCUCCGGGAGUGGGGAGGAGAGAGGGAGACCCUUUGCCUUCCCAUCUCAGCGAGGGGCUAUGGCUAGGCUGCUGAUCCAGCUCCUGAGAAGGCUUCUGUGGAGUCAGGCUACGAAGUUAGGGUUUUAGAGCUCAGAUAACUGCACCAAGAAAGGAGCACCCCCCCCCCAACUCUUGGUCUUCCCUGUGAGCAAGGGCUGACUUCCUAUGACCUGAAAAGGGCACCUGUAUGGGGGAGGACAGAUAGCACAGGCAAUCUCUGGUUACUGAGAGUGUUUGCCAAAUACAAUGACAGC